Messenger RNA from Prosopis cineraria, 3082 nucleotides. RefSeq lists its product as uncharacterized. NCBI's taxonomy places the organism in Eukaryota, Viridiplantae, Streptophyta, Magnoliopsida, Fabales, Fabaceae. The record is from RefSeq and is a predicted model, not a curated record. Bases 1792 to 3075 code for a protein of 427 amino acids. The transcript is spliced from 5 exons.
UUCUCUCUCUGCUCAAACUUCUUCAAAUUCUUCACUGGUUGCGUCUCUUUGCUCUGCCUCUUGGUCUUUCUUUCUUCACUCUUGUUAUUCUUCCGACAAAUGAAGGAUCACGAUGAAGAUUGGAGAGGAGAUUACAUAUCAAGAUCAGAUCAUUGAAAAAUCAAGGUUGCAUCUUAGCGGGUCGCAGUGGCACAAAGCAGCAGAUAGGAAAAGUAGGGAGUGAAGAUGGCGUCGAAUCGAUCAGUCCAAGCUUAAGGGAAGAAAGGAAAGCACAAAGAAGAGUCUCAAACGGCAUCGAAGAAGGGUUUUCUGUAAUCAGAAAAUGGUUUCAGGCAUUAUAACUUUGUUUUUCUAUUGCUCUCUCACUCAUGACUGUAGCUGACGGUGCUCUUUAUCUAUCUUUCUGUCGAGGCUUCAACUUCUCCAAGUGCUUCUUUUUUCCCACAAUUCUUUAAGGGCUUGAAGGUCACGAAUUGGUGAAAUCAACAAAACGGCAGCAAAAGAUGGCGAUGGCGAGGCAGAUUAGGGCGAAACGUUGCGUCGCUUCUCCAGUUUGGUAAAAAUGCCACUGCUCGUAUCGAGUUGCGGCUUCCUCAUUUCUGAUCUCCUCUCUCGUUCGGUCUCACCUGUCAGUCCUCACGGUGGUGUCGCCUCUCUGCUGUCGUCCAGCCAUCCCCAACUUAGUCACCGUCCAUCGUCUCACCAUCGUGCCGUCCCUGCCGUCGUCCACCUACCUCCAACAGGUGUGCCAUCUCACAGUCGGUUCUUACAGAGGCAAGGAUCUUUCGGCCAUCUGCCAACUUUGUGCAGAUCUGUGGUCCUCGUGGCGUCGCCUCCUCCGUCUGCUGUCUCUGAGUUGCUUCCAGUGGUGGUGAUCUCCUGCCAUAGUCGAGGAUGCAGUAAGCUUUAUCUAUACUUUGUUUCCUCGAUCUGCUCAUAGUCGGCCGUCCGUCGCUGAUCUGCUCAUGGUCCUCUUCAGUCGGUCCAACUCAGAGGAAAAUCCAUUAUACGAGAAAUUCAGACAUAAAGGAUUACCAUUUGUUAAUGAAUUAAUCGAGUUGUUCCAAGGUACUAUCGCCAAUGGACUUAGAGCACUGGCACCUUCAAGUGGAGUUUUACCUAACAUUUACAAUAGGAAUGAAGGUGAGGAUGAAGAGGUGUAUCGGCCAGAUAUGGCAAAUGAGGGUAUUGGUUUGGAGGAAGGUUCAGGAGAUAGUGAUGAGAUCUUAGGAACUACUGGAGUAAGCGGUGAAUUUAAUAGAGUAGUUCUAAAUGCUUCUCAAAGAACCUUAAGUAGAGGCUGUGGUAAGAGGAAGAGGGGCGAAAGCAAUAACGGUAGAAAGAAGAACAAGUUACCUAGUAUAAGUCAAAUAGCAGAUGCAAUGAGUGUGAUAGCUCAAACAACAAAGGAAGAAUCUCAACAGGCUAAGGAAACAUCAAUUCCCGAAGUCAUGUCAAUAGCCAAACAAUGGGAAGAAGUUGCAAUUGACAAAUAUUGGGUUUCACAAUGCAUGUCACUCUUCAUGUCUUGAGAGGCUAGGGUGAUGUUUUUGACGAUGAAGGAUAAUAAAGAAAGUGUUUUGGAGUGGUUGAGAUAUGAAUGUUACAAAAAUAGUUGAUUAUUGGAGUUUUAAAACUUAUGAAUAUAUGAUCUUACUUAAAGAGUAGUCUAACAUGUUUGUAUUAUAUUGUAGAAUUUAACUUAUGUAGCCUCUUGAACUACUUAUGUACUUUUUAUAUAUGGUAAUCAAGUAUUACAAUGUUGUGGAAAAAUCAUUGGUAUUUUUAUAGAUGACUUAUUUAGAUGUAUCUAUAAUUGAAAUUAAGUGCACGUAUUAUUUAUGUGUUUGGCUACAGAUAGCAAGACAUAUGGAAGAGUCAUCUAAAAAAAGGCUAAAUAGAGCCCAAAAAGUUAGUGCUUUCAUUGGAUUGUAUGCAACAAAAGGUUUGUGCAAAGAACCACGAAGAAAUAGUGAAUAUAUAGGUCAUUUGUGGGUGAAUGAAAUUUUAGAAGAACAUCCAGUUCAUUGCUAUGAAAUGUUUAGAAUGGAACCACAUGUGUUCCAUCAAUUAUGCAGUGAAUUGACAUGGCAUGGAUUGAAGGAUACUAGGCGAAUGAGAGUACAGGAGAUGGUUGUAAUUUUUUUAAAUACAAUUGGACAUGGGUUAGGAAAUAGGAUGGCACAAGAAAGAUUUCAACAUUCAGAAGAGACUAUUCACAGACAUUUUCAUAAAGUUUUAAUGGCUUGCUUGAAACUUGCAAUGGAAUAUAUCAAACCACAAGACAGGUCCUUUCGUCAUGUAUCAAACAAAAUAGAAAAUGAUAAGCGAUAUUGGCCAUUCUUUAAAAAUGCCAUUGGAGCAAUUGAUCGCACACAUAUUCCAUGUGUAGUCCCUGCUAGUGAAAAAUCAAAAUAUAUUGGAAGAAAAGGAAUCCCUACGCAAAAUGUAAUGGCUGUGUGUGAUUGGGACAUGUGCUUUACUUUUGUCUUGGCUGGAUGGGAGGGGACUGCGCAUGAUGCUUGCAUUUUUCAACAUGCCCUGACAACUCGAUCCAUGAACUUUCCAUACUCGCCUUCAGGUAAAUAUUAUUUGGUGAAUGCUGGUUAUCCAACACCAAAUGGAUAUCUUGGUCCGUAUAGACGGGAACGCUACCAUCUUCUUGAUUUUAGAAGAUCAACUGGAUUUACAAGUAAUAAUGAGGUCUUUAAUUAUUUUCAUUCAAGUUUACGGUGCACAAUAGAAAGAACAUUUGGAGUUUGGAAGAAGAGGUUUGCAAUUUUACGCAACAUGCCUAGUUAUGACUACGAUAUACAAGUUCAAAUCGUUGUUGCAUCAAUGGCGAUACAUAAUUUCAUUAGAAGACACUCUAACUCUGAUGCUGAUUUUAUGCGUCAUGAGAGGGAAGAUCAAGAAGACUAUGAGGAUCAAGAAGACCAUGGCGUUGAUGAAUAUUCAUCCAUGACAUCUUCUUCAUUAGCUAUGACUAGUAUUCAUGAUAUUAUUAGGACCAACUUGUAUAUUAUCAUCUUCAUUAGUUGUUGUAAAAUUACUGUUUUAUAUUUAAGAAUUUAAUUUUCUA